Messenger RNA from Staurois parvus, 332 nucleotides. Lineage: Eukaryota; Metazoa; Chordata; Amphibia; Anura; Ranidae. The record is from the annotation of a GenBank genome assembly.
AUGUAUGUGAAAUGGGUUGAAACAGCAAUGUUUUGCUAUGUAAAAUUUGUUUGGAAAAAAAUGAAAUUUUUUAAAAUUUUCAAAUUUCCCGCCGGCGCCCGUACGUCCCGACGUCACAAGGACCGGAACACAGAAGCCGGAUGCCAGCAUCGGCUGGAGGAGAUGGCUGGGGACGCUGCAGGGGACACAUCGUGGGAGGGAUGGACAAGGUAAGCUCUGCAGUGCCGCAUGGUAAGCCCGAUGGUAUUCCCGAGUGUAGCUCGGGGUAAAAUGUCAGUGCCAAAAGCGAUAACCCCGAGCUACACUCGGGCUUACCAAUGCGGCGCUGCAUA